ACCAUGCUUUGGCUGGGGAAAAUUCCAAGAUAUUGUACCCUCUGGGGUACUGAGAUGUCCAUCCGUACAUUCCAUAUUAAUAUCAAGAAACUAUUGUCCAUACAGUGGGGCCACCAGGAAAUACCUGCCAAGUUCAACUUCGCUAAUGAUGUGAUAGAUCACUGGGCCAACAUGGAAAAGGCUGGCAAAAGACCUCCACGUCCAGCCCUAUGGUGGAUGAAUGGCAGUGGGGAAGAAUUAAAGUGGAACUUCAGAGAACUGAGUGAAAUCAGCCAACGAGCAGCUAAUGUCCUCUCGGGAGCCUGUGGCCUGCAGCGUGGGGACCGUGUGGCAGUAGUACUUGGCCAAGUCCCAGAGUGGUGGCUGGUGACCCUGGGAUGCAUUCGGACUGGCCUUGUUUUCAUGCCUGGAACCAUCCAGAUGAAAUCUACAGACAUACUCUACAGGCUGCAGUCAUCCAAGGCCAGGGCCAUUGUGGCUGGGGACGAAGUGGCUCAGGAAGUGGAUGCUGUGGCCCCUGACUGCUCUUUUCUGAAAAUCAAGUUGCUGGUGUCUGAAAACAGGAGAGAAGGAUGGCUAAACUUCAAGACAUUGCUAAAGGAUGUAUCUACCACUCAUCACUGUGUGGAAACUGGAAGUCAUGAACCAGCCGCCAUCUACUUUACUAGUGGGACCAGUGGCCCUCCCAAGAUGGCAGAACAUUCCCAUUCCAGCCUGGGCCUCAAGGCCAAGAUGGACGCUGGGGAUGUAUCUACCACUCAUCACUGUGUGGAAACUGGAAGUCAUGAACCAGCCGCCAUCUACUUUACUAGUGGGACCAGUGGCCCUCCCAAGAUGGCAGAACAUUCCCAUUCCAGCCUGGGCCUCAAGGCCAAGAUGGACGCUGG
Messenger RNA from Cricetulus griseus (Chinese hamster), 887 nucleotides. NCBI's taxonomy places the organism in Eukaryota, Metazoa, Chordata, Mammalia, Rodentia, Cricetidae. The record is from RefSeq and is a predicted model, not a curated record.